Eriocheir sinensis (Chinese mitten crab) is the source of this 7024-nucleotide messenger RNA. RefSeq names its product angiotensin-converting enzyme-like. Gene Ontology annotation, molecular function: metallopeptidase activity; peptidyl-dipeptidase activity. The transcript has 14 exons. The coding region runs from base 105 to 2030 and encodes 641 amino acids. The record is from RefSeq and is a predicted model, not a curated record. Gene Ontology annotation, biological process: proteolysis. Gene Ontology annotation, cellular component: plasma membrane. Lineage: Eukaryota; Metazoa; Arthropoda; Malacostraca; Decapoda; Varunidae.
AGUUUGCAUCCACUUGCUCCACCUGCUCCACCGUCACAACAGUAUCCGCCACCACAGCCUCACCACCACUUCAUCACCGCCAGUUCAUCACCAAAGUCAUCACCAUGGGAAGAGUGGUGGUGGCGGUAGUGUGGGUGUUAACUCUACUUCUGUGUCUUGAAUAUGGCAUAGGUGACCGCGAGAUACUGGUGAGCCCGGCCGUGGUGGAGGCGUCAGCGCGGCGUUUCAUCGAAGACCAGGAGGAGGAGCUGGCGAAGCAGUGUACGAGGACGAUGCUGGCGGCGUGGACCUAUCAGACCAACCUCACUACGCUGCACAGGUCCCGAUUGGUCAGCGAGCAGGAGAGCUUCAAGAGGCUGCAGGAGGACGCUCGACAGCAGGCUAACAGGUGGCGCGCCGUUGACCACCUGUUUAGUGACCAGCAAGUGAAGCGGAAAAUCAAAGUCAUGAGCUACCUGGGCCUCGCUGACCUGCCCUCGCCCUCCAUGAUCUCCUACCAACGAGUGCUAAGUGACAUGACGCACAUCUACUCGAGCUCCAACAUCUGUUCCCUUCAACGACCCUCCCGCUGCGGCCUCACUCCACAUGCAGGCAUCAACGAGGUUCUGUCAACGAGCCGGGACCCCGAAGAGCUAGCACACUUGUGGCGGGCAUGGCGGGAGAACACGAGGGCCAUCAGGAACUCCUACGCCGGCUUCGUCACCCUCGCCAACCAGGCCGCCAGAACCAACAACUUCGACAACAAGGGUGACCUCAACCUGGUGGAGUACGGCGGGGGUGCCUUCAGGGAGCAGCUGGCGGAGGCGUGGACGCAGCUGGAACCCCUGUACCGCCAGCUGCACGCCUACGUCAGGAGGAAGCUGAGAGAGGUGUAUGGAGCCCACCUGGUGCGUGAGAGGGGCCCCUUACCUGCCCACUUAUUAGGUGACCUCUGGGGGCAAGCCUGGCCUCUCUCCUACCUGCUGCCCUACCCUGACCUGCCCCCUGUUGACGUGACCUACGAGAUGAAGAGACAGGGAUACACGCCUCGCAGGAUCUUCGAAGUGGCAGACGGGUUCUUCGCCUCCCUUGGACUCUCGCGCGUCCCGUCAUCCUUCUGGCGCUCUUCCGUCCUGGAAGACCCCAAGGAUACCCCCUUGGUCUGCAGCGCCUCCUCAUGGGACUUCUGUGACGGCAGGGACUUCAGGGUUAAGCAGUGCACGAAGGUAAGCCAAGACGACCUGGUUUCGGCGCACCACGAGAUGGCCCACCUGCAAUACUUCCAACAAUACAGCCACCUGCCCUACCUGUACAGGAGGGGGCCAAACCCAGGGUUCCAAGAGGCCAUAGGAUUAGCCGUAGGACUCAGCGUGGCUACCCCGAGAUACCUUCGGCGGGUAGGACUCCUGGGGGCGGGUAGAGGCACGUCCUUGGCAUCACAGCUGAACACCCUGAUGCACCUCGCCCUGCGUCAACUGCCCUUUAUGCCCUAUGCGCGAGUCCUGGACCAAUGGAGGGAUGGUGUGUUGAACGGGUCCAUCCCACGUGAAGACUGGAACUGCGCCUGGUGGGAUCUGAGGGCAAGCGUGCAAGGGGUCAAGCCGCCAGAGGUCAGGACGGAGAGGGACUUUGACCCCGGCGCGAAGUACCAAGUGGCUGCUGACCUCUCUUACACCAGGUAUUUCGUCGCCUUCGUCCUUCAGUUCCAGGUGUACCAGGCGCUAUGCAUGGCCGCGGGGGAGUUCGAACCAAGGGACAACGGUACAUCACUCCACCAGUGCGAUUUUUACCAGUCAACCAAGGCGGGGGACGCACUGAGGUCCAUGAUGCAGCUGGGGGCCUCGUUACCCUGGGAGGAGGCCCUGGGGGUUCUGACGAAGGGGAGGGAGACUAAACUGAACGCUGUAGCAAUGCGCGAGUACUACAGGCCGCUGGAGGAGUGGCUGACGGCGCAGAACGAGAGGAAGGGAGAGUUUGUCGGCUGGCGGGCAGAUGGCGAAUAUUGUCUCUAUAAGAAGCCGUUUAGAGCAACAAACUGUGACCUGAUCUAAGGCCCCCUGAUACCUUAUACCCUCUCUUAUACCUCACCUUAUACUCUCCUUAUAUAAAAGAACUUCACUUUAUCUUCGAUUUUUCUCGUUCUGUUCUUUCCUUAUACUUAAUGUCUUCCUUAUCCUUGAAUUCUCUUUUACCUCACCUUUCUUAUACUUGACGCGAGAGAGAGAGAGAGAGAGAGAGAGAGAGAGAGAGAGAGAGAGAGAGAGAGAGAGAGAGAGAGAGAGAGAGAGAGAGAGAGAGAGAGAGAGAGAGAGAGAGGAGUUCAAUGCUUUAAUAAUUUUAGGCUAUAUUACUAACACAAAUAAAAUAAUAGAUAAUAAUAAUACUGAUAAUACGUAAUAAUUGGGUCCUUCACUGAGCUUGACCUGCCAUCUGGUGGCUCUGCUGGAGCCUCUGCCAGAGCCAAGCCUGCGGCUAGCUGGGGUCCAGUGAGGCUUAAUUGACAUUUUUCUGUACCAAACUAGCAAAACAUCAGAGAUGUAAUGAUCACUAUCAUGUUUACACCAAAAAAAUCUGAAUGUUGUACAUAAUUCAUGUCGUUGUAAUGAACACUGUUGGCAAAAUAAGAACAUUCAUCGAUAUAUCGUAGAACACUCCGUCCCGUGGUUAAUAGGGAUGCAUCAGUGCGGCCUCUUGGGUAAAUAUUUCCGUCAUGCAAGAAAAGUGAAGUCAAACAAGUCUGGCAUGGUAUCAUGCUCUCAAAGUCUUAUAGCAGUGGUGGAAGGUAGUGUUGAUGAUUUUGACACUCAACAUUCCUCCGGCUGGCACACCGCUGCCUCACACAAGAUGCAUUUCUCUGCCUGCCCAACCAGAGCGCGGGAGGUUGUUUACACUGCUGCUAAACAUAUCGUACACUGUUGGCAGCAAGUAUUAUACUUAUUUCAUAUCUCUAAUUUAAAUCAUAAUACAUACAUCUUUAGCAUCUUAUAAUAUUACAUUCACUAUAUGGAACUUUAAAGGAACAACAUAGAGGGUGUGACGAUUGUUAAUGUGGAAAAAAAAAAUAUUUAAAUUACCUAUUUCUUGUAUUUCCCUGUUUCUUAAAUACUACUAGUAAGUCAAGUGUCUCUGUACCAUAGCUAUGAGAAAAAUAUGUGAUUUCUAAAUAAUAGCAAAAAACUAUUAUGAAAAAUUAUUUGGACUUACGCCGCAUGCAUAUUUAUUUUGGUAGUUCUACCAGGGCCACCAGAUGGCAGGUAGAGGUCAGUGAAGGACCCAAUAGUAGUAGAAAUAACGUCAACCUCUUUCGUUAUAGUUCUAAGUUAAGUUUUACCUUUAUUAGUGUUGUUGUUGUUGUUGCUAAGAGCCGCGGCGAUCUAGUCGCUCACAUGAGCCCUGGUGUCAUCCUGUUAGGGCCUCACAGGCGCGUCAGUUGCCUCGUCUUCCUGAGGAAGGCGCAGGUGAGGCGGAUGACUGAUUCCUGUCGUGAGAGGUAGACGCCUGCCCCCGCCAGCAGCGUGGGCAGGUCGAAGGUGGGCACAUCCAGUGAGCGGGGUUAGUAUCGUAGCAGCACUCGCUGGGAGUGAAAGAGGGGACAGUGCAGCAUGAGGUGCUCAAUGGUCUCAUCGACGGUCCUGCACCAGGGGCAGUGAGGGUCGGGGACCAGGCGCAGGCGGUGGAGGUGAGCGCCGAGUGUUGAGUGGCCCAGGUGGAGGCGCAUGAGGGCCACGUCUAGGAUGCGGGACGUUUUCCUCAUCCACGGCUGUGGGGAGGAAUUGGUGCGGUACUGGCCCAUUGAGGUGACGCGGAGGGUGUUGACAAGCGUGUCGUCCUAUGAGGCGUAGCAGAUGCUGGAGAUGGGGUGUUUGGCCGUAGAGAGUGGGAUGGGAAGCGGCGUAAUAUUUACCUCAAUGAAGGCCAUCCUGGCUCCGCGAUGUCGUUGCCUCUUAUGCCUGAGUGGGAUGGCACCCACUGCAGGGUGAUCUCCCAGCCCUCAGCUGUCAGGUGGAGGAGGGCCCGUUGGAUGGUUUGGGCCAGGGCCAUCGACGAUGUUGGGUGGCGGGAGAGGAGAAGGUGGAGUGACGAGAGGGAGUCGGUGUAGACGACGGCCUUGCCCCUGGCGUGGGUGGUGUGGAGGUAUGCGAGGGCCUGGUGCAGGGCGUACAGCUCAGCAGUCAGGACGUCGGUCUCUGGGAGGAGUCUCCAUGUCCUGCAGGUGCUGUUGACGGGGUCAUAUAUGGCUGAUGCCGUGGAAGGUGACAACGGGGACUGGGAGCCAUCUGUGUAUAUUUUCAGGUGGUGGUGGUAGAGGGAUCUGUCCAGCUUGAGGAAGUUGCUGAGGGUGUCACCGCCCAACAGUUGAUAGAGAUCGAGGGACUUUUGGGCGAGGAGCCAGGAAACCUACGAGCCUAACAAUAUUUACCUUUGAAUUAACUCCUCUUCCCUAUCAAUUAACUUGUAUCGCACAAAAGUAACUUGAGUAUAUAGAAAUAUAGUUCAUUGGCCAUUAAAAACAGUACUAACGCAUCUGUCAGAAAUUUCCGUAUAAAACUACCUUCCGUCAAAUCAUAUUUUCAAUAGGUGGCGUGCACGUGAGUAACUGUUCACCAUCGCAACGGGGUUACUAUCGGGUUGGAGGUAGCUGGUAGUCUGUAAAACGACUUGUCGGGGAACUUGUUCGCUUACUGCCGCACCCCAGCAGUGCACAAGUUAAUGGCAUUUCGCCAGAAAGCCUGUCUUCCGACACCAACGCGGAAAAGAUCAAAAGAAGAAGGGUGGUUUGUUUUGCCUCCAACUCGGCCCUGAGCUUGAACUUGAUGAGUUGUUCACGCAACCGUACAGGGAGAAAUCAUCGUUAAACUCUUCGUCGGGUGGCAUUAAGGGUCCCCUCUUCCUGUGCCAGUUCCUGUCCCCCCUCCUGCACCACGACACCCUUUUUAAGGACGCUCCACACCCGAGCGUCGUCCUGGUCCUGCAACAACCUCUGCCACCUGUUUUAAGAUAGGCUGCAAGGCGGCGGGAUGGCCCGGUGGCAACACUCCCUACUACGAUCAUAUAGCACUAAGCUGAUACUACUGGCAAACACAUCUACAUUGUCGUGCUGUGCCUGACAAACACACUGAGCAAGGUUGUGGAGAAAAUCAUCACUUGAACGGUCACGCCACCUCACAGGACGCUUGCUAUUUGCUCUUGUGUUGCAGUGACUUGACAGGACCGCGUGAGCCCCGAAUAUCGUUGCAUGGGUCAGCAUUGCACUAGCAUCAACGGGGACAGACACGUCAAGGGAAAUGGGUGCGUGGUCUGAUGGUAAGGAGGGGCUGUGAUGAACGUCAAACGCAUCAAUAUAAUCGAUAAUACUAGCCGAAACGAUGAAUGCAUCAAUUUUAAAUAUCCAUUCUUCACCCUUUUUAUAAGUCUAUUUGCUGGUGUAGUGUCUGCUGGGUGUUUUAAAAUUAUUCACAAUCAUUAGUUCAUUAUCGGAACACAGGCCACCUAAAACAUGUGCAUUUGCAUUACGGUUCUCUACAGGGUCAGGUGUGUACUUGGAGGAAGAAUACAAAGAGGGGGCAUGAAGUCACAAAAGUGAAACCAGCUUGGCUCCGCCCCAUCCCCGCCACUGAGCUCAACCUGCCAUCUGGUGGUCCUGCUGGAGCCUCAGCCAAAGUCAAAACUCUGGCGUGCUGGGGUCCAGUGAGGCUUAAUUGACAUUUUUCUGUACCAAACUAGCAAAAUAUCAGAGUUGUAAUGUAAUGUAAUAAUGUUUACAGCAAAAAAUCUGAGUGCUGUACAUAAUUCAUGUCGUUAGAACGAACAUUGUUGGUAAAAGAAGAGCAUUCAUCGAUAUAUACUAAAACACUCCAUCCCGUGGUUAAUAGGAAUGCAUCAGUGCGGCAUCGUGGGUAAAUAUUUCCGUUAUGCAAGAGAAGUCAAACAAGACCGGCAUCGUGUCAUGCUAUCACAAUCAUAUAGUAGUGGUGGAAGGUAGUGUUGAAAAUUUUGCCACUCAACAUACCCCCGGUUAGCACGCCGCUGUCUCGCACAAGAUGCAUUCCUCUGCCUCUCCAAUCAGAGCGCGGAAGGUUGUUUACACUGCUGUGAAACAUUUCGUACGCUGCCAGCAGAAAGUAUUGUUACACCAGAGGGUGUGUUUUGUGUGUUUGAUGGCAAAGGGUACAGUUUGUGGGGCGGAGGAUUUCAGAAGAUAGCGUGGGGUGGACAGCGGGGUGAGGGAGUAGUAAGCGGAAGCCGGAGACUGGGAGACGCGUGACUGGGUUUGAGUCUAGUGUGCCCGUGCUUGCUGCCUGUGUUAGUGUUUGCCUGUCUGUGUUCCUGCUUUCAGAGUGCCUUAUAGCCUGUACUGUGCCCUGUGGAUUAGUGUAAAGUGGUUGGUGCCUGUGAUUAAAGCGAGAAACAUUUGUGCUGUGUGUAUUCCUUGCCCUGCCUUGCCUCCCUCGUGGUGCGGCCUGCUGUGUGUGUGGCGUCCUGUUGCCGCGCGUUCUCGGGCUGUCCCUGGGUUCACGACCCCCGUGUGUUGUUCGGUACGCCGUCUACCUGCCCGUGGUUGAUGUGGUGUGUGGGGUGUAGCGUAACACUUGGUGUCAAAGGAGUGGGAUAAGUGAACAGUGAACAGUGAGGCGCUCCGAGUCAUCACGGCGUCCCAAGAUGGCCGCCGUGAAAGGGAAAAGGUGGGCAAGGUUGAGGCUGGCACGAGUGAUGUGGAACCAGGCCAGAUGGACUUGAUCGCUGCCAUGCUGGUCAGUAUGAGGCAGGAAAUAGCAGUGGACCGUGAGGCACAGGCUCAGAAGGCACGCGAGCAGGCUCAGAGGACCGAUGAGCUGGCCAGGAGAGCGGACGAACAAGCCCGCCAUUUUGUCGAGGUGCUGCAGAGUAACCUCACGUCCUUGAAAGCGGAAACACAGCAGUACACGGACCGGCCAUGUGACAGCGUCAAGAGUGAACUGCUGGAGAAGAUGCAGACUCUGCAAGGUGAGGUCCAGGGCCUGAGGGAGGAGGUGAAGGCGGAGAGGCAGCUACGAGAGGUGGCACG